GUCAUGGAAAACACUUUCGAACUGAACAGAAUUAUGUUAAAAUCACGACUUCAGUGGCGAGUGUGAAUUUUCCCCGUAUUUGAUGGUUAGAAGCAUUUCUACCGAACGGAUCAAGUCUUUUUGUGGUUUCUCUUUCCACUGAGGCAAUUUGCUCAGGGAUUUACGAAAGAAGUGUGUUGCUCAUUUGACUCCUAUCGUUCACGUACGAUGAAGAACUGACGCGAUUUCCCGCGUGACGCUACAUUUGCUCAACUGAUCCUUCGAUUGAAUGGCAAGAAAUGGGAGAAUUUGCUAGUGAAGAAGAUCAACGAUGGGUCUGCCCCAACGAUCGACAAUUAUCUUUAAGGGCGAAGUUGAAUUCAGGAUGGUCUUUUCACUCAAGUACACCCGCAAGAAAAACAGGUAGAAAAUCGGAUAUCACGGAAAGCGAACAAGAGAUCAUCAGAAAUGUUCUGGAACGAGCGGAAAGAAUUCGCCAUGCAGAAGAAGAACGUAUCGGGCGUCUUGUGGAGAAGUUGGAAAACAUGCACAACAAUGCUCUCGGAGAUGGAAAAGAGACCUGUCUUCUUUGUGGUUCCAAAUUCUCACUUAAAGUUAUUUCAAAGAGAUGUGAUGUCUGUGAUAAGUAUGUUUGUGAAAAGUGUGGUUUGAGGACUCAAGACAGUGAUGGUGAUAACAUUUGGCUGUGCAUGUUAUGCAGUGAACACAGAGAGCUCUGGAAAAGAACUGGUGCAUGGUUUUUCAAAGCUAUACCCAAAUAUACAUAUCCAGCAACAGGAAGACGUACUUCCUCUAACAGAACUGACACAACAUCUUCCAAUAGCUCAGACCAAAUUUUUUUCCCACAAUCAAAUAAAUACAAUCAAUCAUGGACAAGUUAUUCAAAAUCUAAAGACUAUCUGGAUGGUGGUAUUAGAGAAGAGAGUCACUCAGAGGAUGAGGAAUCCAGCAGUUCCUCGGAUGAAAUGUUGUUUGACAGUUCAAGCACACGUAAAUCUUCAAGAGGCAGGUCAUCCACUUCUGAGGAGACGAUGCCCUAUACAAGACGAAAGUCAACAGAACUUUCAAUGCCUGGUAGUGCCAUCUUAGAAAAUAUAGACACUCCUCCUCCCUUCCGUAAGAGGACUCUUGCAAUGUCACAAGAUGAACAGCCUCGUAGAUCACCAAACACAAGCCCAUUGCAUCAGGCCAAUGGAAAGCUCACUCCAGACAGCAGUCAUACUGAGCCAGAAUCUCCUAAAAGGGAAAAAAGUGGUAGUUUUACUGGAAGAGGUCACGUAACUGAUUUGAGAGAUGAAGUUGAUGCAAGGGUGAAGAAACUGGUGAGAAAGCAGGACACAGAAGAGGAAGACAUUGAUGAACUGGUGAGAACCUUCAAAGAAUCAGAGGCUUCUGUGAGCAAGGAUGUUGGUGAUGCUGGAUUAGGAACAUUGGAAUUUGAUGUCCAUUAUAACAAACAACACAGUCAGCUUCAGGUGACAGUUGUAUGUGCCAAGAGCCUGAAAGCCAUGGAUUCCAGUGGAACAUCUGAUCCUUAUGUUAAAAUUCACCUUCUUCCUGGUGCUAGUAAGAGUAACAAAUUAAGGACUCGCACCAAGUACAAGACCCUGAAUCCGAAAUUUGAUGAAGUAUUGGUAUAUCAUGGGAUCACAGAUGAUGAUAUAUCAAAGAAGUCUCUCAGACUUCAGGUUUUGGACGAAGAUAAACUUGGUCGCAAUAAUUUCAUUGGAGAGACUUGUGUGGCUCUAAAGAUUUUUCACAGUAAACCAUCUCAGUCUUUGAAAAGGUCACUAGUCUCUAGAGGUUCUAUUGAAGAAGGACGGGAAUCUCCAGAACCUGAUCUUGGACGUCUUCAACUGUCACUGAAGUUCAAAUCACAAAAGAAUCAACUUAUAGUGGGUGUGAUUCGCUGCGCCAGUCUGGCAGCCAAGGACGCUAAUGGUUAUUCAGAUCCGUAUGUCAAGUGUUACCUUAAACCUGAUUUAAACAAAAAAUCCAAGAGAAGAACGAGUGUAAAGAGAAAGACGCUAAAUCCUGAAUAUAACGAGGAAUUUGUUUAUGAUAUCGCGCACAGUGACCUCGCGAAGAAAAGUUUAGAAUUAACAGUUUGGGAUCAUGAUGUUGGAAAAAGUAACGAUUUUAUAGGUGGAGUUGUGAUGGAUAUCAACUCGACCGGCAGUGCAUUGAUGCACUGGUACGCCAUGCUGAAAAACCCAAACCAAGCACACACUUAUUGGCACACGCUGGAAAAACUAACCAAUCACGAACAGGAAUAAUAUUUUGGGCUUAGUUAUAGUAAAUAUUCGAAGAAGUCU
This is a messenger RNA of Pocillopora damicornis (cauliflower coral), 2315 nucleotides long. Its product is annotated as rabphilin-3A. Gene Ontology annotation, cellular component: membrane. The record is from RefSeq and is a predicted model, not a curated record. Lineage: Eukaryota; Metazoa; Cnidaria; Anthozoa; Scleractinia; Pocilloporidae. Gene Ontology annotation, molecular function: small GTPase binding. Gene Ontology annotation, biological process: exocytosis; intracellular protein transport.